CAACAUUCGCGCUACAACCGCGAACCCACAAUGUUGCAUCCAUUUCGUAGAUUCAGUUGAUUGAGUUGAAUUUUAGUUGAGUUGAUUGAAUUUCAAUUGUUUUCGGUUUCGAUAAAGUUAAGUUUGUUGGUUUUAGUGUUUUAAGACUGUGUGGUGUUAUGGACUAACAUAAUGUGGAGAUUGGUUUUCGUAUGCUUGUUUUCUUGGGCGGGCGGGCACAGCGGACGCGCGCCGCGGCAGGACCACCACGGACGAGGCUGGGACAUCCGGCUUGCCGUGCCGGGCAAGCCGGGGAACGACUACCCCACGCUCGGCAAUAUCCCAAGAACGACCUUCUCUUGCGCUGGUAGAAAACCAGGUUACUAUGCGGAUCAGGAGACAAACUGCCAAGCAUUCAGAGUGUGCACCGCGGGGUCAACCUACGGCUUCCAAUCCUUCCUCUGCCCCAACGGUACUCUGUUCAACCAAGCCGUUUUCGUCUGCGACUGGUGGAUGAACGUUAAAUGCGAAGCUUCACAGAAGUUUUUCAACAACAACGAAAAAUUCGGAAACCUCAAGCUUGGACCGCAACUUAUGAAAGAUAUCAAGAAAAUGAUUACGCAUCCCAUGAGAAACCCUAUCGAUAAAGGUAUCAUGAAAGGCAACCUUGUCGUUAUGCAAGACUAUAAGCCACCUUCCGGACAAUUAUUCCCCAACAGCGCUCUAAUAGCAAGUGUAGAUAGAACUCCUAGUAAUGUCUUCGUCCCACCAAAAAUCACACAACAAAACUUUGGACAGACCAAUUUUAUUAGAGACACGUCUUUCGCUGGUUCAACGCCGAGUCCCUCGUACAUACCGUUUGAUGUGCAGCUGACGCAGGCAGAUGCGGAAGUAUUCCAGCGGCAGCGGCAAAAUGGGCAACAGUGGCAAAGCGGCCAACAGUUUCAAAAUGGCCAACACUGGCAAAACGGCCAACAGUUGCAAAAUAGCCAACAGUGGCAAAACGGCCAACAGUUGCAAAAUAGCCAACAGUUGCAAAGUAGCCAACAGUGGCAAAACGGCCAACAGUUGCAAAAUAGCCAACAGUUGCAAAAUAACCAACAGUGGCAAAACGGCCAACAGUGGCAAAAUAACAGACAAAACUCACAAUCUGGAAAUCCGUUCGGUCGUCUGGUGCAACCUACUACUAGUACCAAUAACAAUGCUAACACAAUUCGUCAGAAUCAACUUAGUCAGACUCAACUGAACCCAGCACCAACUACUUAUAACCCACAGAAUUUCAACAAUCAAAGAAUACAGGGUAACAGACAAAACGCACAAUACACAGCCAAUAAAACUCCCGUACAAUGGAACAGUGGAAAACAAGCUGAAUUCGGAGUUUCUUUAACAAAGCAACAAUUCAAUCACAACUCAAAUCAAGCAAGUCAACAACAAAACUUAGGGUUCCCAAAAUUCUCAAGCGACGUUAAAGGUCGUGUGGGCAAUGAAGCCAAAGAGAAUCUGGUAAGUAACAAUGACAUACCAUCUACGGUCAUAACCAAAACAAUAACUGUUAAUCGAAUUAUUCAAGAACCCAAGACAGGCCAACCUAAAUCUCGAGUAGUGUUCAAAACUUGGAUUGUUAAACCCUCUAAAGCUGCCAAAUUAGUCGCGGAACCAACUGCAUACACGUAUAGUCGUCCUACUCCGCCAAUUAGUGAGCGACAAGUAGAAGCAAGCACUCCUUAUGUUUAUGAUAGACCGACCACCCCACCACCGCCUCCACCCUCACCAGCAAAAAUAGUUUCAGAACCAGACGAAUCUUAUGUUUACAAUAAACCCACAGUAGCGGCUAAGAUAGUAUCAGAGCAAGACGAACCGUAUGUUUAUAAUACACCAACAGUGGCGGCUAAGGUAAGGUCAACUGUUAGACAAUUGCCUCGAGUAACAGAAGCAGAAGAGCCAUAUGUUUACAACAAGCCGACAGCUGCAGUUAAAAUAGUAUCAACGGUUAGACAAGUUCCUCGCGCGUACCUUCCUCCAACUACACCAGCUCCAACAGUAGCUAGAUUAUACCAACCACCGACUACAGUAGAACCAACCAAACCCUCCCGUCUUUACUUAACUCCAACUACGUUCAAUCCACUAGAAAGAAUAUACUUACCGCCAUCUCAACCUGCACCUUUUAGACAAUACUUAACACCCAAUCCAGACAUUCAAACUCCUUUCUCUCAAAAUGAGAAACUUAUUGCCGCUCCGACCUCACCUUCGCCCGUCUAUGUUGCUCCAACUAAAGAGAUUUUUACUCAACCAUCUUUUACCCUCACUAAGCACUCCCGUAUUAACACAAACCAUAACAAUUUGACAUUUUCAGAUAUACUAACUAAGGAAAAACUUGAUAUAACAGUUAAUGACAUAGUCAAAGACACCAGUAAAAUCCUUAAAUCUGCUUCUAAUGAACAGUUUGGUAGACUCACCCAAGAUUUGAAUUCAGUUGACUAUCCUGAAGAGAGUGCCUAUUUACCGCCAGAUUCCAAUCCAUCGAGUAAAGAGAGUCUAACUCCGUCAACCUUACCAGAUACAGCAAAAAGUUCUCGUCUCACCCAAGCUCCAUUAAAAGACUUAGAACCUCCACUAGAAACCCCCAAUGAUGUUCAAAACACUAAUCAGCUCUCUAAUCUACCUUUUUUUAAACAACCCACGAACACCAUCGAACGAACAGUCUCUUUGAAAAUCUCUAUUCCAGAAAACGUAGCGUCGUACCUUUUUAAAAAUACUAAUGAUAGUGACUUGGAUAGGUUAGAGAUACUCAACACAGGAAGUAGCAAUUAUUUAGUCCUCACUAACCAACUAGCCACGAGUACCACUCCUACUUUCAUUCCAAUCGGUAAACUGAUAGCAGAUAAAAAUUCAUCUCUUUCAAAUUCACAGGCACUGGUGUUCUCUUUACUGGCUAACUCUAUCAAUGCGGCCAAGGCAUACGGCAACAUCGCACAACAAAACGCACUAUCAGCAACACCCACACAACCACAGUUCCAGAACGUCAACGAAGAGGAGCUAGCUCGCAUCACAAACCAAAUAUCACAACUCACGUCAUCUCAGUACUCUGGCAAUAAUCAAAAUGGCAAUCUUGGCAAUGCAAAGAUUGUAUCCACUUCUCAAACUACCACAUCGAAUUCCGGAACUCAACAGGCACCAACGCAAUUCACAAAUAACUUAGUACAAAACAGUGGACAAAGCGGACAGUUAAACGUAGCACCACAACAAAGCGGCAGUUUCUACUCAUCACAAUUCCAAUUCGGAAAUGGUUUCAGACCAGUGGUUUCUAAUGAUAAUCAGAACCAAGUAUAUAGCGGUCAACUAUACCAACUCCCGGUUCCACAAGUAACUGAGCAGAUCUACAACAAGGGAAGUCCAGCGAAGCUUGUUCAAGCCGACAAUGUUAACAAUUUUGCAACUGAAGCUGAACACCUCUACACCAAUCAACAUUCAAAUGCACAAAAUAACAUUAACCAGUCUAAACAGUCAAGUGCAGAAGUUGAAAUAGUACAAUCACACAGUUUACCCGUGCCAAGCCCAGCGAAGUUGCAAGUCGCACCAGACGAAGCUAAUUUCAACAGCCAAGAAUCUUCACAAGCUUUCAUUAACAAUUUUUUAAAUAGCGAAGGAAUAUCGGCUCAAGUGCAGGAUAAUAUUAUCGGGACAAUACCGCAUCCUUUAGAGAAAAAUAAACUUGUGACGUAUAAAAAAGAUCAAUCAUACUCUUUUUACACGAGGUUGGAUGGCAAUGGUCUAGACCAACCAACACCGAGUGGCAGAAAUCCACAACUCAAUGCAGGGAGCCAACAGAAUGCCAAACUUAUACAGGCAAAUGAUGAUAUUUACCAAUUAAUCCCAUCUGUCGGUUACCAACUGGAGGAUGAAAAAGAGCAAGAGAAAAUACUUAACGCUUUUAAUAUUAACGAAUUUGGAAGUCCUAAAUCAGAAAACAACAACAAUAACGAAGGGUACAUACUUCCAACCCCUGCUAAUCGCAGAAGUGAUGUCCUUACCACUAAUGUAGAUUUUUCUGUGACACAUCCCUUUGCAAAGCAACUUCUCGUUCAAAGAAAACCUAAUGCUAUUUAUGAUGGGCCUUCGUCAUACUCAGCUCCUCAAGGAUCAAUAGGCUUUUUAGAUACAAGGCAACAGAUUUUGCAGAACCAAAAUUUAAAUGCUAGGUUAGAACAAUUUGAUAUUAAUAGUAAUGGCAAUGGAUAUCCUCCAAAUUCUCAAAGACAGUUUGGAUACUAAGUUACUUUCCUGCAAUGAUGCAUUCUUGCCAAGCAUAGGGAUGGUCCCUGGAAGUUUACUAUUUCACUAACAGAUUGUUGCCACAUCACUGCAUCCCUAUCGUUUGGCUGUUCGUUUGCUCGGUGUGGACGCAUCUUCAUAAAAAAAAGACUUCCUUAGUAUAAAAGUAAGAUAAGUAUACAUGUAAAUAUGCGAAGUAAAUUAUAACGAAAUA
This is a messenger RNA of Cydia strobilella, 4465 nucleotides long. RefSeq names its product GATA zinc finger domain-containing protein 14-like. Bases 172 to 4251 code for a protein of 1359 amino acids. The transcript has 3 exons. Lineage: Eukaryota; Metazoa; Arthropoda; Insecta; Lepidoptera; Tortricidae. Gene Ontology annotation, molecular function: chitin binding. Gene Ontology annotation, cellular component: extracellular region. The record is from RefSeq and is a predicted model, not a curated record.